Molecule: messenger RNA, 3289 nt
Organism: Micropterus dolomieu (smallmouth bass)
Lineage: Eukaryota; Metazoa; Chordata; Actinopteri; Centrarchiformes; Centrarchidae
Gene: tp53i11b
Product: tumor protein p53 inducible protein 11b
Exons: 9
Coding region: 321-938 (205 amino acids)
Source: RefSeq, a predicted model, not a curated record
CUCGGAUUGUUUGCUGCGCCGGGUUUCUGAAAGCACGGAGUUCGGCGAUGUACCUCCACACUGUCCGUCCUGCUCGCUCUCUGUAGUUACCAACGUUACACUCUGGAGACCACUCCGCUUCCUGUUAUAACUUUAGUGGACGCCACAGGACAUUUGAAAGAGCGGAAUAGUGGAAACACCAUCUUCUUCUUCAGUUGGGGUUAUGAGCAAGGUGUAAAACUCCACAUCUAACGGUAUCUGUAUUCAAUCAAUGGAGAUUGGGUCUUCCUCUCCUCAUCUUAAAGUUAUGCUCUGCAGAAGCUCCAGUUAACCCCAGGGCAAUGAGAAUACAUAUCAUUAACAAGAACCGUGAGAGGUGUGUGUGCACCAUGGCAUCUAAACCCCACCCUCCUCUGAUGAAGAAACACAGUCAGACAGACCUGAUAAGCCGCCUGAAGAGCCGGAAGAUCCUUGGAGUCGGCGGCGAGGAUGAUGAUGGUGAAGUGCACCGCUCAAAGAUUAGUCAGAUGCUCGGAAAUGAGUUGAAGUUCGCAGUGCGAGAGCCCAUUGGGCUGAGGGUGUGGAUACUCAUCUCAGCAGUGGGGUUCACAGUUAUGGCCCUGAUGGCCCUGGUGUUUCCCAACCAGCUAUAUGAGGUUGUUUUCGAGGAGGAGCUCUCCACGACUAACCUCUCCAUUCGCCUUUAUGGAGGAGCACUGCUUAGCCUGGCCCUCAUCAUGUGGAAUGGUCUCUACACAGCAGAGAAGAUUGUCAUUCAGUGGACUCUGCUUAGUGAAGCCUGCUACUUUGCGGUCCAGUUUCUAGUGACAUCCAUCACCUUAAUGGAGAUUGGCAUCCUGCCCAAUUCUGCCAUCCUCCUGCUCCUCAGUCGAGUGCUCUUCCUGGUGGUCACCAUGGCUUACUACUACCACCUGGGCCGUAAGGCGAAGAAGAUCUGAAAUGACUGUGAUACUUCCAGGGAGGGGACAGCUGAGCACAGAUCACAAACGUGGGGUCAGAAGGUUUGGAAUAUUAUUUAAUUGGGCUUGGAGCAUUACAUUGCGAGUGGAUGCCCUCUGACACCUUCCAUGGGACCCAGCCUAUUAUAACCCCCAGUAUUCAACAGAUGAGCACAGGCUCACAUUCCAGACUCUACAUCAAGAACAAGAAACCUCAUAGUGAACAUGAAUUACUCUUUCACUGGGCUGUGAGGUCAAGACCCUCUUGACACACAUUCCUCCUUUGUGCACUUCUGAGUGCUGUCAUUAUAAAGAAGAAGCUAGUAGUUUGUAGUGCAUUGCGUUCUCGUGUGACCUAUGAUUUAAUAUGUACAGUACAGAGUGAUUUCAAACAUCCAACUAUGUUGUUCAUGUACAGCUACAUGAUUUCCAGAUUCGGUAUUUAGUGUUAUCUGUCGAGAUGUUGCAUCUUGACACCACUACUUAAUCAAGCUCAAGAACCAUGAGUUUGUGCUAUAAUUAUGUUUCGGGUUUGAUGCUGUUUAUGUUAACUCACACUGUGUGUAUGCUAAAGUGAAAGCCUGAAUAUCUGUGCCCUUGUAUGCUUCUCUGACAGCUCUCCGGUGAACACAUUGAAUGGAUAAAGCAUUAACCGUGCUUAGUGUAAGAUUCAGGUGAAAUCAGAGAAACUCCUAAAGGUCAGUUUUUACUCUCAAUCAUGCCCAUCAUCAAUCAGAUUUUGACUACCCCAAAAGAAAUGCUGAAUAUUAACGUUUUUCAGGGACGAAGCAAUUUUUUUAUUCCUUGAGGUAUCAGUCAAGAAGUUCUACCAAAGUGAAUAGGUAUUGUUUUGUACAGAAUAUUUACACUACUGAGAUUACUAAAUGUAACGUUGAUAAAUGCACAGGGGAACUCACUCUUACAAGAGAAGCAGUGUAGUUUUCUCCUUGUUGUGUGUGCACCCUUUAGGCAGGAAGUAUUUAAUAUUUUGACCUUUAUUGUAAGUCUAGUAUCACAAGCCGAGCAUGUCAGUGUGUGUGGCUAACAAAUCUGAGCUGGUUCCUCUUUAGUGAUGUAGCACAGUGUUUGUUUGUUUUUUUACAUUGACCAUAUCCUUAGCCUUGCCUUAAAACUGCUUAAAAGUGUCAUCAACACUGCAUCUUACCAGUAUAAAUGUAAAUAAAAGUAUUUACUAUUAUGUGGUGUUCUUGUGAACCGAACAGGGAACUUGUUCAGUAUAAGUUCAAUGAUUUUCAAAGGUUGAUCUUUCUCUCGGCAUGUCUUAUUUUGUACCUAUUUAAGUGACGUGUGUUUUUUUUAGACGUCAUGCAUGCAAUGAAAUCCAGCACAAUAAAUAGCUCUAACUGUGUAGCAGACUGCCACUAACUAGAUCGCAAGGCUGAUAAAUUAAGAUGGUAAAUUGCGGUGAAUUAAACUAUACGUGCUUUAAAACGGUUAUAACCCAACAGUUUUUAUCCAUUAAGUAAAUUCAAUACAUUUUCUACCUCCCAAUUCUUGGCACGCCCUCAGGUAAGCUCAGCGUUUUAGAGAUGUGCCAGCUGCAAGUCAUACUCUUCUGCAAGGCCAGUCAAGAAGACACAGAUAGUCGACUGAUUAUGUAAAUUUAACUUGAAACAUCAUUUUUUUAGGUCUCCUCCAAAGGUGGUCCAUAUUGUUGCAAACGACCACGUUCAGUCCUGCCCUAGAAGGGAGUGGUCCUGAGGUCAGAGUGAUUGAGGGUUUGCAGUUGUGAGUCCAGCACUGAAGGCAGAUGUGCUUGUUACUUGGGUGAGCCUUCAGUUCAGAUAGGGAACGUGAAACAUGGGUGAGGUCUCCCGUACUUCUGAGAAGUUGUAAUUAUCCUUUCUCCAGCGUUUAAUUAGAUGCAGCUCUCCCAAGUGACAUUGUGUGCACCAACCUACUGCUCUGUCCUGACUAGCAUGGUAAUUAUGGAGUUCAAGAAAAAUGUCGUUCCAUUUCCGUCAAUACUACUGGCCUCAAAUCAUCAGCCUUGGGAAAUGUUCAAAGGUCUGUAAAGUGGGUUAUUUUAGGAGAGAUGGGCAGUGUUUGGGGGGGGCAAAGAAAUAACCUUUUCAUCCUCCUGGUUCUCCGACGUAAAUUAGUCAAAAUAUUACAUUGGUAAGUUGAGCUACAGUAUAUGUUCCCUGAUGUAGAUCCAACAUACAGAUAUUUGUACUGUUGUGAAUAGCAAACCAGGUCAAACUGUUUAAAGUUGUAGCAUUGUGUUUUUAUGUAUAUAUGUGCUAUAUUCAAAAUAAAUUGUUAUUGAUUUCCACUAUUUAGUUUGAAAUAAAGGACACUAUUGUUUACUUUGAAGACUUCAAAAGUAA